This is a messenger RNA of Danio aesculapii, 1014 nucleotides long. It is a transcript of the gene utp23, whose product is annotated as UTP23 small subunit processome component. Gene Ontology annotation, molecular function: small ribosomal subunit rRNA binding. The coding region runs from base 154 to 900 and encodes 248 amino acids. The transcript has 3 exons. The record is from RefSeq and is a predicted model, not a curated record. Gene Ontology annotation, cellular component: nucleolus; small-subunit processome. NCBI's taxonomy places the organism in Eukaryota, Metazoa, Chordata, Actinopteri, Cypriniformes, Danionidae.
UUCCAUGCCGAGACUGCCAUGAGAUUCGUCUGAUUUGUUGACAUGUUUUCAUGAGUAUCGAUCUCCACGUGUGCGGAUUUACUGAUAUUAUUCUACUUUUAUUGAUAAUCCGUUCAUUUGAUCGGUCUGUGCUUUCUAUACGCGUAGUUCAGCAUGAAGAUAAAGCGGCAGAAACACGCGAAGAAGACCAUCAGUUUCUAUAAGUAUAACUUCUCCUUUAGGGAACCUUUCCAGAUAUUAAUCGACGGCACGUUUUGUCAAGCGGCGUUAAAGAAUAAGAUUCAAAUCAAAGAGCAGCUGCCGAAAUACCUGAUGGGGGAGAUUCAGCUCUGCACCACAAACUGCGCGCUGAAGGAACUGGAAAGCCUUGCAAAAGACCUCUAUGGAGCAAAACUGAUCUUACAGAGAUUUCAGAUCAGGAAAUGCAAACACAUGAAGGAUCCGGUGCCUGCGUCCGAGUGUUUGUUAUCAAUGCUUGCAGAGACAAAUCCACACCAUUACUUCAUUGCAACCCAGGAUCAGCAGCUGACGACGGCGCUGAAAAAGAUCCCUGGCGUUCCUCUGCUCUACAUUAUCCUUAACACCAUGGUUUUGGACAAACCGUCUGAGCGAACGCUGAAACAUGUUGAAGCGAUUCAGCUGGGUGAAAUCGUGAAUCCAGCUCAGCAGAAGAGUUUACAGAGUCUGAAGGAGAAAGAAGGAAUCAGCGGAGAUGCAGAGAAGAGAGGCAGAAAACGCAAGAGGAAACAGAGCCAUCCAAACCCGCUGAGCUGCCUGAAGAAGAAGAAGAAAGUGACGCCGCAGGAGCCCAAAAACCCAGACGGAAAGAAGAAGAGGAAGAGAAGCAGACACAGAAAGCACAGGCCUGCUGGAGGAGAGCAGACAGAGGUCAAAUCAUAAACCUCAGGAGGACAGUGUUUGAUUUAUUGAAAAGACUGAUGGUUUUCCUGAAUUUGCAUAUGUGCCAGCAAUCCACUUGUUUUGACUAAUAAACAAGCGUUUCUUUAUUACCAA